This is a messenger RNA of Prosopis cineraria, 1472 nucleotides long. Its product is annotated as ethylene-responsive transcription factor 4-like. Bases 442 to 1137 code for a protein of 231 amino acids. The record is from RefSeq and is a predicted model, not a curated record. Gene Ontology annotation, molecular function: DNA-binding transcription factor activity; DNA binding. The transcript has a single exon. Gene Ontology annotation, biological process: regulation of DNA-templated transcription. Lineage: Eukaryota; Viridiplantae; Streptophyta; Magnoliopsida; Fabales; Fabaceae.
AUGUUAUUGAUUUAGAAAUUCAAUGCCGAGGGCGAGUUACCAUGUCCUAUGCGGAUGGGAGAUUGGGAUACCGUGUGGACACCCCCCGCCCCAAGCAAAAGCCAAGCGAGAGGGAGCCGUUGGAUAGUUAUGAUACGACACCACUUUGUUUGUCUGCUCUCUAGACAACCCACAUGCCACGUAAUUCGGGGACUGCCAUAGUAAAUUGCCUCCACGCUCUCUAGCAUAGCCACCCUAUCAUCCCCUACAGGCAGUCAAAUUCCUCGUUGAUUGUACCCCCCUCUCUCUCUCUCUCUCUCUGUGGCCCAUUACCCCAUUUUACCCUCUUCUCCAUCUAUAAAGCACCCGCCUACUUCAUUGCUUCUUCCCCACUCCUCUCCAUCGCAAUCGCGCACGUUAAUCGGACGAGUUUUCCUUCGACUGUCGAGUUUAUCGUCGUUUAUGGCACCCAGGGAGAAGUCUGCCGCCGUUAAAUCUAAUGUUCACGGCGGCCUCAAGGAGGUGCAUUUUAGGGGGGUUAGGAAGAGACCCUGGGGGAGAUACGCCGCUGAAAUUAGAGAUCCCGGCAAGAAGAGCCGUGUCUGGCUAGGGACUUUCGAUACCGCCGAAGAGGCCGCGAGGGCUUACGACGCUGCCGCCCGGGAAUUCCGGGGGGUCAAGGCUAAAACCAACUUCCCUUUUCCUUCCGAGAAUGUGAGCCAACAAACUAGUCCGGCUCAGAGCAGUACGGUCGAGUCUUCCAGCCGUGACCUUGAGCCGGCUCGUCGGAUGGAUUCGUCGCCGCUGGACCUCAACCUGUCCUCCCACGCAGGAGGAUCCGUCACCAGCUCCGUGCGUUUCCCUUUCCAGCAGCAGUUUCCGUUGCCGCCUGCGAUAUUCCCCGGCACGCUUCCGCAGGUGAAUCAGGCGUUUUACCUUGACGCGGUGCUGCGCGCGAGCAUGGCGGCGGGUCAGGCCUUCCAUGGAAUCGUGUUCGACGGGCGUCGUUCCGCGGCAAGUGAAUUUCGCUCCGGUGGAGUGCAAAGCGAUUCCGAUUCCUCCACAGUGAUCGAUCUCAACGUUCGCGAUGAUGGUAAGACUUCUCGAAAGGAGUUGGAUCUCGAUCUCAACCAACCCCCUGCGGAGGACAUGGCAUGAAAGUUUUAGCCCCUGCCUUAGCGUUUUUUUUUUUUUUUUUUGGGUUUAAACUUAUGGGAUUGUAGAGAUUCUCUCUAGUUUAUAAUAAGAGAAAGACAGUAGUGUCCGUACGGAACACGAUGAAGAAAAGUAGCACAGAUCAGGAAGAAAGGAGCACGAUGUGAAUACGUAAAAGAUUGUCUCCAUUUUUUGCGACAGAUCCAGGCACGACGAGUUUCGAUCUGUUGUUCUGAAUGACGAAGCUGUUUGGAGUUUUUAUUUCUUUCAACAUCUCUGUAGUUGUUGCUUAACAUUUAAAGCUCAAUUAUAGUAAACACUCUAUAUUUCCGGAGAAA